AAAUAUAAGACAUCAAUAAGUAACAUGUGGCAAACAAAUUUUGCUUCAAUAAUUGGCACCGAAAUCAUAGCUAGCCGAUGAUAUGAUGCAGGCUCUCUCACCGGAAAAUGAUCAUCCGAUGCCGCUGGCUCGCCGCCGGCUAACGAAGCUGUUGCUAAGUGUAACGGUUCAGGGAAGUGCUGGAAAAGUUCAGGUAAUUAUGUCGCUGGAAAACACGGUUGAAGACUUAAUAAAGGCUGUGUUAGAAGUGUAUGAGAAAGAGAAGAGAAGGCCUUUGUUGAGUGAGAAUCAUCCUAGCUGCUUUGAGCUUCAUUACUCUCCCUUUUGUCUCCAGAGCUUGAAAGUGGAGGAGAAACUUAUAAAUUUGGGAUCAAGGAAUUUCUUCUUGUGCCAUAAGCCAGUUAGCACAUAUCUUGGAGGAACAUGCUUGAAGAAGAUAGACAAAUCCCAAUUCCCAUUAGUUAGGCUCAUGGACUUCUUCCAACAAAUUAUGAGAUCAUUGUAUCAUAUUGUAACAAAGGCAUAACUAAGUUUUAUAUCUUAGCUGGCAUAAUUAGUACUUAGCUCUCUAGAGAUAAUGUAUAACUAUUGAUUCGUCAUGUGAUUCGAACAGUGUCAUAAAACAUUACAUGUAAUUUGAAAUUGAAUAAGUAUCUAAAUAUAGUGAAAUAAAAGUUCUUAUUACGAA
Molecule: messenger RNA, 688 nt
Organism: Beta vulgaris subsp. vulgaris (sugar beet)
Lineage: Eukaryota; Viridiplantae; Streptophyta; Magnoliopsida; Caryophyllales; Amaranthaceae
Exons: 2
Coding region: 83-526 (147 amino acids)
Source: RefSeq, a predicted model, not a curated record